GUCUGGAGCAAACAAACAUCUGCGACCAACAGUUCCGAGUUAAGUCACCUGUCACUCGCCUUUAAGGCACCUGGAAACUAUAUUACCUAUCGUCGCAUCCAUGGCACACUACAGAGCCUCGGAAUCGAAGCGAGAACAAUUUAGAAGAUAUCUUGAAAAAUCGGGAGUCCUUGACACGAUAACAAGCGUUUUAGUGGCACUUUAUGAAGAUACGGACAAACCCGAUAAUGCCCUGGAUUUCAUAAAGCUUCACCUCGGAGCGGCUGGUCCAGAGCCAGCAGACGCUGAGGCUCUUCGCAUGGAGCUGGCUGACCUUCAACAGAAAUACAACCUGCUCAUGGAGGAGAACAAAGAGCUGAGAAACAGACUGAUGCAGUACGAACCGUCGCCUGAGGAGGGAGCAGCGGAGUAGAAAAGAGGGUUUUGUCAGAGCUUUCUGGGAUUAAAAAAAGGAAAACAGUUAACCAAUAGCAUUUUAUGAAGAAUAGGUAAAUGUUUAUUAAAUCGAGGUUCAGUACACACUGAAUCACUUAUUUUUUAUAGAACAAGAAACAACUUUUGCUUUGUCAUACAUUAAAAAAAAGUUUUUCAGCA
This is a messenger RNA of Plectropomus leopardus (leopard coralgrouper), 594 nucleotides long. The record is from RefSeq and is a predicted model, not a curated record. Lineage: Eukaryota; Metazoa; Chordata; Actinopteri; Perciformes; Serranidae.